GAAUAGGAAACAUCUGGCAACCCGGUCUUUCUCACUGCGGAACUCAAACACGGGUGGAUACCUGUAGUAGAAAACAGGACGGUGCUAAUUAGUGCUAGUUAGAUAUUAAUUAUACACACUUUACGGGUUAAUAAGCAAUUUUACCAAAGGUAUUCAACUGGAAAAAGUGCGCGAAGACUGGAAAACUGCAUUGUUUAGGUGCAGCUUUAAUUAGCUUUGCCCACCUGCAAGUUAGCCAGCUAGCAUAAAGUGAAAUUCAAAUGUCGGGCUUUAGAUAGGCUUUCCCCCAGCAGUCAUGACGGAAAGAAGAGAGCAGGUACAGCUAAGGAACAACCCUCGCAGGCAGCUGAAGAAGCUUAGCGAGGACAGCCUGACCAAGCAGCCCGAAGAAGUGUUUGAUAUAUUGGAAAAACUUGGAGAAGGGUCUUAUGGCAGCGUAUUCAAGGCACAUUACAAAGAGACUGGGGAGAUUGUGGCAAUUAAACAGGUUCCUGUGGAGUCAGACCUCCAGGAAAUCAUCAAAGAGAUCUCCAUUAUGCAGCAGUGCAACAGUCCACAUGUGGUGAAAUAUUAUGGCAGUUACUUUAAGAACAGCGAUCUGUGGAUUGUCAUGGAGUACUGUGGGGCCGGCUCUGUGUCUGACAUUAUCAGACUACGGAACAAAACCUUAGGAGAAGAUGAAAUAGCUGCCAUUGUACAGUCUACUCUUAAGGGACUGGAAUACCUGCACUUCAUGAGGAAGAUCCACAGAGACAUCAAAGCCGGAAACAUCCUGCUGAACUCGGAAGGACAGGCCAAACUUGCUGAUUUCGGUGUUGCAGGGCAGCUAACUGACACAAUGGCGAAACGUAACACAGUGAUUGGAACACCAUUUUGGAUGGCUCCAGAGGUUAUUCAGGAAAUUGGCUAUAACUGUGUAGCAGAUAUUUGGUCUCUGGGCAUCACCGCUAUAGAGAUGGCUGAAGGAAAGCCACCAUAUGCAGAUAUACACCCUAUGAGGGCAAUUUUCAUGAUACCAACAAAUCCUCCACCAACUUUUCGGAACCCUGACCAGUGGUCAGAACCAUUUAGAGAUUUUGUGUCGCAAUGCCUGGUAAAAAAUCCUGAAGAUAGAGCAACAGCCACACAGUUAUUACAGCACCCAUUCAUAAAGAAUGCUAAGUCCAACAGUGUGCUGAAGGCACUAAUCACAGAGUCUAUGGAGCUCAAACUCAAGAAACAGGAGAUGCAGCAAAGAGAACAGGAUGCAGAGGAUGAAGAAAACUCGGAUGAAGAUGAAGUUGAUCAGGGUACAAUGGUGAGGGCCAGUACAUCAGAUCUCGGGACUGUACGUGCCGCUGGGUCGCUCGGAAGUUCAUUAGGAACAAUGAUUGAGCACAAUGACAGCACCUUGGAUUCUCAGCUUGGCACCAUGGUCAUAAACUCGGAGGACGAGGAAGAGGAUUCAAGCACAAUGAAACAUCAUCACGAAACAAUGCAGCCAGCGAAGCCAUCAUUUCUGCAGUAUUUUGAACAAAAAGAGAAGGAGGACAACAAAAACAGUGACAACAACUGUCACAAACUGCCCACAGAAGGUGACAUGGAGGUGAUACGGUCCUUAAGUGUAGAGGAGCUAAGAAGACGCCUGGCCUCCCUGGACCCUCAAAUGGAGCAGGAGAUUGAAGAGAUCCACCAGCGCUACCAGGCCAAACGCCAGCCCAUUCUUGAUGCCAUUGAGGCCAAAAAGCGACGUCAGCAGUCCUUUUGAUCCAGCUGAAGAAACUCUUAAGGAUUCCCCAGCAAUGUUCAAUGCUGUCAGUUACCUAUAAAGGUACCUGUGCCAGUCCCAGCUACGUGUUUUUUUUUUUUUUUUUUUUGUUGUUGUUUGUUUUGUUCUUUCUCCCCCCCUUUUAUUUUUUGGUUUGUUUGUUUAACUUACAAAUCUCUCUUUGUAUUUGUUGUUUUAUUAUUUUGAAAUCUGUUGCUGUAUCUACACCACUGUUGGUACUAGAUUUUUUUUGUUGCUAUGGGCUCAAAAAGCAGGGAACAACAUUUUGUCAUACACUGUUUGACUUACUGCACUUUUUUUUUUUUUUUUUUAAAGACCUGUUACUUUGGCAUGUAUGUUGUAUGUUUUUUUUAUUAUUAUAGUUUUAUUCAAAUAGCUGUAAGUAGUCAUAAAACUAAAGCUCAAAAUUAGAUUGGAUAUUCUUAUAUUUAUAGGAUCUUCGAAAGCAGGCAAACAUUUGCCUUCUAGCUGAUAUGCAGAUUGUAUAGAUUUAACUUGAAGUUUUUUUUUUUUUUAAACACCAGCUCUUUCACAUCUGCUGUACUAGCAAAUGAUGUUUGCUUAAUAUAGGUACCUCCAAGAAUGAUUAUGCGAGGUUAAAGUCAUAAAAAUCUAACUGUCUUCAGUAGUAAUAGAUGCAUUAAAAUUAAAACAUGCCUGCAUAAAAAAAAAAAAAUUAUUCAAGUGACCUAGAAGAAAACCUAUAUUUUACAAUUGAGUAUUGAACUGCUGUACUAUCCACACCUCAAUGUUCACAUUCCUGUUGGACAUAUUCUUCGAGCAGCAGCAUAUAACAGUGUUUGGUCACUUAGGCAUUGAACCGGGUUGUGUUCACAAAGUAACACUUUAUGCUACUGUACAAAGAUUUUAUAUUUCCACAUGAGCUAGUUGUAACACAGGCAAACAGAAUGCUAUCAGAGUCCCCUGCCAAGUGAUGAAAUCGGUCUCACCCAACCAGAUACUACUAUAAUCAAUUCAGUGGGAAAUCUUUUUGAUAACCAGAUAUCAUUAAAACCAUAAUGCUCAGUUUAAACUUGAUCAUUGUGUAGUUUAAGCAUCAAUAUUCUUUAUCAAAUGACCACAACUUUACUCAACAUAUACUUUAUGUUGCACUCUAUGUACUCUCUGCAAGGACAUGAGGAAAAUGUAUGGCACCCCCCUGUUUUGGUCAGCUCUGUUAGAAUAUGAGAUUUGAUAUAAUGAUUGAUGUGAUUUAAUUUAAUUUACAACACAAAUGCUGCAUACUGACAUUUUUAACAUCUCUAAUGGUUAAUGUCAUCAUAUCGGGCACUAUUGAAGUAAGGUAAGGUGACUAGAAUAACCAAUUUUAUAAAAUAGAUUAUUUUUAACUUUAAAAGUUUUGCAAGCCUGGUAUUUUUGUAGCACAUUUGUACAUUUGUCCCUGCAAAUUAGGUUCAGGUUUAAUCGACUCAGGGUAUAUUUGUAUAGCAAUCCAUAGCUACUGUGGAAGACAUGUAUACUGUUUAUUUACCCACAGAAAAACCUCCCCAUUUUUGGUUUUGGAUGAUUAGCUUAAAAGCCUUCUUCUUUGUAGUUCUUCUUUUUGGAUCUUGUUACACUUUGUACUUACAUGACUGAGAGUUUUGUUAUCAGCCCUAUAGAAUAUUAAUGCCAGCUGCUUCUUUUCUUUGUUUAAUGCACAAUGUGAAUACAGAACCAAUGUCAGUACACCUCAUAUCAGUACACCUGUCCUUACACUGGUCCUGAACAAUGAUUUUGUCUGUGCCUUAAAUUAUGAAAAAUCUAUUUGCAAGUGUUUAAAAAUUUGGAUGUUAGUUUGUUUUAUGUGUGAAUAAUAAACUGGAUUCAUUAUAA
This is a messenger RNA of Silurus meridionalis, 3604 nucleotides long. Its product is annotated as serine/threonine-protein kinase 4-like. The coding region runs from base 296 to 1747 and encodes 483 amino acids. The record is from RefSeq and is a predicted model, not a curated record. Gene Ontology annotation, molecular function: ATP binding; protein serine/threonine kinase activity. The transcript has 11 exons. Gene Ontology annotation, cellular component: cytoplasm. Gene Ontology annotation, biological process: protein phosphorylation; intracellular signal transduction; regulation of MAPK cascade. NCBI's taxonomy places the organism in Eukaryota, Metazoa, Chordata, Actinopteri, Siluriformes, Siluridae.